This is a messenger RNA of Boleophthalmus pectinirostris (great blue-spotted mudskipper), 3231 nucleotides long. It is a transcript of the gene fmn1, whose product is annotated as formin 1. Lineage: Eukaryota; Metazoa; Chordata; Actinopteri; Gobiiformes; Gobiidae. The record is from RefSeq and is a predicted model, not a curated record. Gene Ontology annotation, molecular function: microtubule binding; actin filament binding. Gene Ontology annotation, biological process: actin filament network formation; actin nucleation; cortical actin cytoskeleton organization. The transcript is spliced from 19 exons. Gene Ontology annotation, cellular component: actin filament; cytoskeleton; cytoplasm. Bases 1 to 3231 code for a protein of 1076 amino acids.
AUGGAGAGCAAACACAGUACCUUACACCUCUACACGCCUAUCAGGGAGAGGAGCAGUGUGUCUUUCUCACUCAGCAGGGACCCCACCUCCCACUUCAAAGCACCACUGAAGAUGUCCAGUCUGGGAUGGACCUUUAGCUGCAGAGAGAAGGGGCUAAAACACGACAAAGCAACCCUCAGUGAUCGUAAAGAUGACUUUUCAGAGACCGACUGGCUUUCUGGGCUGAUACCAAACAUGGGAAACCAGCAGGGGAACAAGAUCAAGAACAAGAAAUUAGCAGAACAUGAGCCAUUUACAUCGCAAAUAUUUAAGAAAAGACGGAGAGCGAAGGAUAGAGACGGAUUGAACAGUUUUCAUGUCAAAAUGGCGUUGUCGAAUCCACUCAAAGUAAGAAAACAGAACGAGGCCCUCCAGAGGCAGGAGGAGGAAUGGCAGCAGGAGGCGGAGGACUGCCUGUGCCUGUCUCAUCCCAGCAGACCCCAGCACGUGGACUUUUUACACCUCACUGCGCUCGAAGAGGAAGAAGACAUCAGCCCCGCACCCUCCCCUUCACCACCGCCGCCACCGCCCACACCUCCUCCCUCACUGUCCUGCGAGCCAGGGUCUGAAAAAAAUUGUGAAUUUGAGAUGAAAGAAAACUUUGAACCAGCUUUUGAAGAAGAAAAAAUCCAAAAAACAUCCCAAGAUUUACCAAUAGAACAACCCAAAACUCCAGUGUCAAAUAUUGUUAUUCACUCAUCUCGUACGUCAAAUGAACCACAUCCAGGAUCAACUUUAACCAGAGGGACCUUUUCUCCAUCUGGGUCUCCCACUGAUACGCAACCCCAACUUCCAGCUCUGUUCAGUGGCCUAAGGGUGCUACGGAAAGGCGUUGUCGGACCAGAUCAUGACACUAUUUCCCAGCUUAAACCCAUAUCGCAAAGUAGCAAAACACAAGGCAAUUUCCUAGACCAAAUCUCUCAGUUUUUAAACCGUGAAAAGCAAGAAGAAGAAGAAGGAGCAGAGUCGAAACAAAAUGAAUCGAACAAUAUCGCAGAGACGAGGUCCAGUGCUGACGCAGUAUUCGAUGCGUUCAAGGCGUUCUUCACUCCCAAACCUUUGAAGAAAGAUCCCUCAGAGAAACAGGACCUAGAAGCAGUGAAGAGGAGGAUCAGGAAUGAGAGAGAGCAACUGAAAGCUUUAUUUGAGAACAUUGACAAGACGGAGGAGGAUGAUGGCAAAUCAGAAAGGCCCGCUGAUGCAGAGGACAGGACCCCGGGUCGUCUACAAGCCGUCUGGCCUCCGCUACAAGAAGAGGAGAAAGUGGGUCUGAAGUACACAGAAGCAGAGCACCAAGCAGCACUUUUGCAGCUGAAGAGAGAAUGCAAAGACGAUUUGGAGAAAUUACAGGAGGACUACGCUGAGGAGCUGUGCAGGCUGAAGGAGGAGAGCGAUGUCAGCGUGGCUCGACUUGAAUUCACCAUAAUCGAGCUGCAGUCCCGCCUCUCCCAGUCCGAAUCCCGUCGCCAUGGCGAUGUCCGGGAUGCUUCAGUUUCCACGGGAGACGACGCUCCACAUAAAUCAUUUCAUGACAUUUGCAUCCAGACAGACCAUGAGACCUUUGUGAUGAUAAGCGACAAUGAAGAUGGAACAAAUAAUCUGCAGAAAGUUGAACCUCAGAAGUUGGACAUUGAUUUGAUCAGCUCAAGGUUGUCCGGACAGAAUGAAGACCACUCCUCACGCAAUCACAAAAGUUUUACUGGACACUUAAUCAACGAUCGUCUCCCUUUAAACUCAAAUUCAGAAAACAUACCACCUCCUCCUCGUGUCCCCCCUCCAGCUCCCCCUUUGCCCCAGUCAGGCAUAGGUCUGCUCCUUCCUCCGCCGCCUUUGCCCUUUGGAUGUGUCGACAAAGCUCCCAGAAAACCCACAGUAGAACCAUCACGGCCCAUGAAGCCACUGUACUGGACAAGGAUUCAAAUACAGGACGACAAUAAGGAAACAGUAUGGAGCACUUUGGAGGAACCCAACAUCAACACGUGUGAUUUUGAAGAUCUCUUUGCCAAAACCACCACACAGAUGAAGAGGAAGCCACUGUCAGAGACCUACGGGAAGAAAAUUAAGACCAGAAAGAUUGUGAAGCUGUUGGACGGGAAGCGCUCUCAGGCCGUGGGCAUCCUCAUCUCCAGCCUGCAUCUGGACAUGAAGGACAUACAGCGCGCUGUUCUGACUGUGGAUCAUUCCGUUGUGGACUUGGACACCAUUGAAGCUCUCUAUGAAAAUAGAGCACAGCCCGAUGAACUUGGAAGAAUAAAGCAACAUUAUGAGAAUUCUAACGAGGAGGAAAUUAAACUACUGGACAAGCCCGAACAGUUUCUCUAUGAGCUGUCCCAGAUCCCAGAUUUUGCCGGUAGAGCCCAGUGCAUUAUCUUCCAGUCUGCAUUUCUAGAUGGCAUAGCUUCCAUACAACGCAAGCUGCGCACUGUUUCAUCUGUCUGUGAGGUCUUGUUGGAGAGGGAGAGUGUGAAGCAGAUCAUGGGCCUGGUGUUGGCAUUGGGGAACCACAUGAACGGAGGCAGCAGGACCAGAGGCCAGGCUGACGGGUUUGGACUGGAAAUCCUCCCCAAACUCAAAGAUGUCAAAAGCAGGGAUAAUCGCAUCAGUUUAGGGGAUUAUGUGGUGUCUUACUAUCUACGUAAUGUGGACAAGAACGCUGGGACAGACAAUAGCGUGUUCCCUCUGCCAGAACCUCAGGACGUGUUCUUGGCGGCUCAGGUGAAGUUUGAGGAGCUCCACAAAGACCUGAGACAACUGGCCCGAGACCUCACACAGUGUGAGAAAAACAUCCAAAAAGUCUGCACGAAUUCCCCAGAGGAGCACCUGCAGCCGUUUAAAGAUAAGAUGGAGGCAUUUGUUCUUAAUGCGAGGAAAGAGCACGGUGAAGCCUCCUAUCAGCUAAUAACAAAUGAGAAAAGUUUCCAGGAUUUGGUGGUGUACUUUGGUCUGCAGCCCAAAGCAGGAGACAGUGAGGUGACCACCAGCUACUUCUUCAUGCUCUGGUUUGAGUUUUGUGCUGACUUCAAGGCCAGAUGGAAGAGGGAGAGCAAAAACAUCUCCAAAGAGAGGUUGAAGGAUGCCCAGCUGUCAGUGAAGAGGAUCACAGGAGAGAAGAAAGUGGAGACCAGAAAGAUCAACCCAAACAGCUUGAAAGAGCGUCUGCGCCAAAAGGAAGCCAACCUGUCUUCUAUUUAA